AUGGCAGGUCCUCCAUUACCCACGAGGCCGGUAUCUUUAAAACGAAAGCUCAGUCAUGACGGCGACAAGCAGGCUUCACUUGCAUCCCUUGACACGCCUGUCAAAUCGAUUGUUGAAUCCGCCGUGGUUCGUUCUCCCCCUACAUUAUCCGAAACGUCGAUAUCGGAAAACGGAUCAAUCAAGAAAAAGAAAUCGAGCAAAGGGAAAACCACAUCCGCGACUCCAAACCCCAAAGGCCAGAGAAAUAGGACUCCGGUUGCGCCAUGGCCGGAUGCACUAAAACGCUUGUCCCAAACACAACGGGCGCUGAAUCUGGUCUAUACAUUCUGCUGUACGCGGAAGCACUUUGCGACAACCUUCGAUAACAUCAAGGUAGCCGUGCAGGCACAGCUUGGUCAAGGGCGAGAGCUCACCAUUGAAGAUAUUGCACGAGUCAAGGCCCUGGUCCCGAAAGCGGUGCGAUUCGAGUACGUCGAUGAGGCAAAAUUAGAGUUGACGGCUGGGGAGAAAGAUACAAUCGAUUAUGGGAUGAACCACCGACGUGGUCCUUGGACAGCGGAGGAAGAUUGGAACAAAGACAAUUCCGGCCACGGUCAGCACCAAGAAAACCCAGGGAUCCCUACCAAAAAUGUUCUCCUAUUCGAAUUCGUGGACGAGGACCUCAAGCGAGAAGUCAUAAACCCGAAGACGGGAGAACCGACCAAACCGGCGCGACGAAUGAGAGAUGAAGAUCUCAAAAUGCCCGUCUAUAGCCAAAAGCAGAUGCUGAAGCUAAUCGAAAAACGCAAUACUAAAUUUUCAGAUGCCAUUGACGCAUUUCUCGUCCGGUGUGAAGAUCAAGUUAUCGACCCUUUGCUGGUAUUGGAACAAGAGAAAGAUUUAUGCAUCCCCACGCCUCCUGGCAGUGAAUCCAGUACCCCUGCCGCAGCCAAAGCUCCGUCCACCAUUCCCAGAGAGCGGCUAUCUAUUGCGGAAAUAAUCGCGGAAAUCCGAGAGAUGGAUUGGUAUCAUGCUCAGAUUGUUCCUGAAGGACAUCGUGUAUUCGAUGCCCAGUCUCCCGUUUAUGGGGAGUUGACAUUCCAGUUAUCGCAAAACCUAGUCAAUACCUUAUACAACACAAAAGGAAUCACUCAACUAUACUCCCACCAGGCGGAAGCAAUCAAUUGUCUCUAUGAAGGUUACAAUGUGAUUGUGUCUACUUCGACCAGCUCAGGAAAAUCGCUUAUCUAUCAAAUUCCCAUGCUGCACGAGUUGGAAAAAGACCCCGAUAGCAGGGGCAUGUACAUCUUCCCUACCAAAGCGUUGGCUCAAGACCAAAGACGCAGCAUGAUAGACCUCUUGCAAUAUAUGAAUGGUCUGCAAUCUAUCCUAGUCGAAACCUUUGAUGGUGACACGCCAAUGGAAAGCCGAAAUCGUGUUCGCGAUGAAGCACGGAUCAUAUUCACCAAUCCCGACAUGCUACACAUCACCAUCCUGCCCCAGGAGAGUGCGUGGCGCACCUUUCUGAAGAAGUUGAAAUUCGUGGUUGUCGACGAGCUACACGUCUACAAUGGUUUAUUUGGAUCCCACGUCGCGUUCAUAAUGCGGCGGCUUCGCAGAAUCUGCGCCGCGGUUGGCAACCGCCAUGUCAAAUUCAUAUCGUGCUCUGCCACUGUUGCAAACCCUGAAGCGCAUAUGAAAUCCGUCUUCGGGAUACAGAAUGUCAAGCUCAUAGAUUUCGACGGGUCUCCCUCGGGCCGAAAGGAGUUUGUCUGCUGGAACACCCCAUUCAAAGACCCAGCGGACCCAACCUCCGGACGCGGUGAUAGCGUUGCUGAGACUGCGCGAUUAUUUUGCCAGUUGAUUCUCAGAGGUGUCAGAGUUAUAGCCUUCUGCCGGAUCAGAAAACUCUGCGAAAUUCUCCUGCAGGCUGUGAGAACUGAGUUCCAAGGACUCGAACGCCCAGAGGUGGGCAAACUGGUGAUGGGUUACCGGGGUGGCUAUAGCCCCCAGGAUCGUCGUCGAAUUGAGAAAGAGAUGUUCGAAGGCAAGUUAAUGGGAAUCGUGGCGACGAACGCCCUCGAAUUGGGCGUUGAUAUUGGAUCCCUGGACGCGGUCGUCACUUUAGGUUUUCCCUAUUCAAUCUCCAAUCUACGUCAACAGAGUGGCCGUGCUGGACGACGCAAUAAGGACUCAUUAUCGGUGUUGGUCGGGGACAGAUACCCGACCGAUCAGCAUUAUAUGCAAAAUCCAGAUGAAAUCUUCACUCGGCCCAAUUGUGAACUUCAGAUUGACCUUACAAAUGAGCUCAUCUUGGAAGGGCAUAUUCAGUGCGCGGCAUUCGAAGUACCCAUCUCUCCGGAUGAAGACCACCUCUACUUCGGGGAGCAGCUCUACGCCGUUGCCGCAACGCGUCUCAUCAAGGAUGGCAUGGGCUUCUACCAUUGCCACGAUCGCUUUCGACCUCAACCCUCAAAAUGCGUCUCCAUCCGUGACACAGAAGAUCAGCAUUUCGCCGUAAUCGACACAAGUAACAAUCGCAAUAUCGUCCUCGAAGAAGUGGAGGCCUCGCGUGCCUUUUUCACCAUUUAUGAAGGCGGUAUCUUCUUACAUCAAGGCGAAACCUACCUCGUCCAGGAGCUAAAUACAGAACGCCAUUUUGCCCGCGUGACUCGUGUUCAUGUUGAUUGGAGCACUAUGCAGCGCGACUUCACCGAUAUCGACCCCAUCGAGACAGAAGCCAUGCGCCUUAUCAGCGCAGAUCCGUCGUCUUGCCGCGCAUUCUUCGGAGCUGUUCAAAUUCACGCUGUCGUAUACGGGUUCUUCAAAAUAGAUAAACGCGGCCGGGUACUCGAUGCAGUGGAAGUUGACAAUCCACCCAUCGACAUUCUAACCAAGGGAAUGUGGCUUGAUGUUCCAUCGUGCGCAAUUGUGAUCCUGGAGUCACACAGACUCAAUAUCGCAGCUGCCAUUCACGCCGCUGAACACGCGGUCCUCUCGCUUCUUCCUUCAUUUGUCCUUUCAUCCCCCGGUGACGUUCGCACAGAAUGCAAAGUGGCCAAAAAAGAGCUUGGCCGUCCAUUCCGCCGCGCAAACGAGAUUUCUGUGUCCAAUGGAAAAGAAUUCCAGAAAGUCCUCCAGCCGCCUUCCCGACAGCGACCUGCUCGUCUCACGUUUUAUGAUGCGAAGGGUGGCUCGUGUGGCUCUGGUAUUGCAAGUAAGGCAUUUGAAUUCAUCGAGUUACUCCUGCGGCGGGCCGUUGCACGUAUCGAAGCAUGCGCCUGUCUCUCACCACAAGGCUGCGUGGAAUGCGUGUGUGACGAGCGCUGCAAGGAGAUGAAUCUCGUCAUGAGCAAAGCAGGUGCAGGAGUGAUUCUGCGAUGUUUACUUGGCUGGGAGGUGGAUGUCGAUGCUUUACCAUGGGGUGAGGAUGUUGAUGGUCUAGACUUUGGGGUUGGGGGUGGUGGCGAGUUAGCGGGUGGAUAUGAAACAGUUGUGAGGGCAAACGAAAUCCCAUGGAAGGCUGGAUGUAGCUCCGAAAGCUCCAACGUACCGAGUACCUACUAG
Messenger RNA from Penicillium verhagenii, 3546 nucleotides. Its product is annotated as ATP-dependent 3'-5' DNA helicase. Gene Ontology annotation, molecular function: nucleic acid binding; ATP binding. The transcript has a single exon. NCBI's taxonomy places the organism in Eukaryota, Fungi, Ascomycota, Eurotiomycetes, Eurotiales, Aspergillaceae. The record is from RefSeq and is a predicted model, not a curated record. Bases 1 to 3546 code for a protein of 1181 amino acids.